Messenger RNA from Micropterus salmoides (largemouth bass), 3280 nucleotides. It is a transcript of the gene ugt5d1, whose product is annotated as UDP glucuronosyltransferase 5 family, polypeptide D1. The record is from RefSeq and is a predicted model, not a curated record. Gene Ontology annotation, molecular function: UDP-glycosyltransferase activity. The transcript has 4 exons. NCBI's taxonomy places the organism in Eukaryota, Metazoa, Chordata, Actinopteri, Centrarchiformes, Centrarchidae. The coding region runs from base 154 to 1743 and encodes 529 amino acids.
GAACAUGCAUGGCAGUGCAGUAUCUUCAUGUGACAUGAGCCACAUGUAACUCAUUUACCUUUGAGACUGGAGUUUGAACUCAGAUGCGUAAGGAAUCCUUUAGAUGGACAUUCAGUCUGCCUGCAAAUAGGACUACUGUUGCCCCUCUUGAGCAUGGGAACCAUGCCAUUGCAUCGUGUGUGUGGAAUACUUGUAUUCCUCAGUGUUUGUCUGAUUUCUUUCACACCGUCUUGCGGUGGAGGAAAUAUUCUGGUGUAUCCUGUAGAUGGCAGCCACUGGGUCAAUAUGAAGAUCCUGCUAGAAGAACUUCAUGCCAGGGGACACAACAUCACUGUGAUCAGGGCAUCCACCAGCUGGUACAUCCCAGAAAAGUCUCCUCUCUACACAUCCAUUACCAUCAAAAUGAAUGAAGGAUUAGAGGAUUUCUUUGAGGUGUACCUAGAGGAGCAUAUGAGGGCGCAGAGAGAGGGGGCUUCAGCACUUACUUUCUUCAAACUCACCAAGGAUUUCCUUUCAAUGAUUUCUAGGGCCCAUUCAGUGUCCCUUCAAGUCUUUGAUGAUGAAAAGGUGAUCAAAACCUUCAUGGAUUCCCAAUAUGAUCUUGUUCUCACUGACCCAGCCAUAGCAGCAGGGGUUGUAUUAGCCAAGUAUCUAAAACUGCCCAUGGUGCUCAAUGUUCGCUGGAUCACCAGCGGAGAAGGCCACUUUGCGAUAGCCCCCUCACCGCUCUCUUACAUCCCAGUGCCAGGGUCAGGCUUAACGGACAAAAUGAAUUUCAUCCAGAGGAUCAAGAACAUUUUUUUCUACAGCAUUGUAGUGUUCCAGCAGAAAUUCAUGGUGGGACCAAGCUAUGAUGCCAUCUGUGAUAAAUAUAUCAAGGGUGGAUGUGACAUCAUCUCGCUACUUCAGGAGGCAGACAUUUGGCUGUUCAGGUCAGAUUUUGUGUUUGACUUCCCUCGGCCCACAAUGCCGAAUGUUAUCUACAUAGGAGGGUUCCAGUGCAAACCAGCCCAACCUCUGCCAGCAGACCUGGAGGACUUUGUUCAGAGUGCUGGGCAGCACGGAGUCAUCAUCAUGACUCUGGGCACUUUGGUCAACGCUUUGCCCAAAGAGGUAGCUGAUGAAAUUGCCAGCGUCUUUGCCAAGAUGCCUCAGAAGGUGAUAUGGAGGCACAAAGGGGAGCGUCCCUCUACUUUGGGCAAAAACACCCUGAUAGUGGACUGGAUGCCACAGAAGGACCUCCUGGGCCACCCACAGACCAAAGUCUUUGUUGCUCAUGGAGGAACCAACGGAGUCCAGGAGGCCAUUUAUUACGGGGUCCCUGUGCUUGGCAUACCCUUGUUCUUUGACCAGUAUGACAACCUUCUACGUCUGCAGGAGAGAGGAGCAGCAAAGAUCAUUCAGCUGGGUGACGUUAGUGGCCACAGUUUUGAGCGAGGUAUUAAUGAAGUGCUCCAUCAAGAAAGCUACAGACAGAACAUGCAAAGACUGUCACGUUUGCACAGAGAUCAGCCAAUGGCACCCAUGGAUCGGGCCAUCUACUGGGUGGAGUAUGUGAUGCGCCAUAAAGGGGCUCCUCACCUGCGUACAGAGGCCUAUAAGAUGCCAUGGUACUCAUACUACUGUUUUGAUGUACUGCUACUAUUGCUGACUGCAACGACUGUACUGCUGUUUUCUACUUUGGCUGUUUUCAGGUUCCUAUGCUGCAGAGGUAGAAGAAAGACCAAAACCAAGCAACACUGAUUAUGGUCAAAUUUGUUUAGAAAUGUUCUGCACUGAGUUCUCUAAAGCAUUACAUUUAGACAAAACCAUACAUACAUAUCUUAAGGUCAUCUCAUUUGUAUAUAUUUAUUGUUUAUGAAGUCAAUUGAUUUAGCCAUAACAAUUAUAAAUACAGUAUGCAAAAUAUUUUCUGUUUCAAAAUUAAUUGCCAGAUGUAUUUGAACAACUGUAAAAUAUCCAUAAAUCUAUAGUUUUACAUCCACUGUAAUAAUAAGAUACGGAGCCACUGACUCAAUGCACAGACACUGAUCAUGGUCAUGAUCUUUAAAGUUGUUGCCAUCAAUUUCCGAUACAACAGAACUCUGAGCACUUUCUAUCUUUCGGUUUUUUUAAUACACUGUUUGAGACUCCUGAUCUUACUGAUGAGGAAAGCAAAUCUUUGAAAAUGCUCCAAGCUACAAAGGCAGUGACGGGAUUUAUGAGGGCUAGAAUAACAUUAAGUAUAACAUUCAAAAGAAAUGGAUGAAGAAAAAAUAAGGAGAGAGAAGAUUUGUGCAUCUUGCUGUAGGUUUGAAUUCCUAAUGUGUGUAUAGGAGUAGUGUGAUGUGUGUACAGUCACCUAUAAUGUUAAAGUCCCAUUCAAAUUAGUAAAACGGAAAAGUGUAAAUCACAUUUUAAUGACGUGGAAAAACAGACCAAGCUGAUUCAUGUAAAUCAGUCUGUUUUAUUUAAACAAACACAAAUCUAAUUGGAAUUGGUCCAACAACUUACUUAAGAUGACAUUAAUGCAAUUGCUGAAUGCCUUUAUCAUGUGGUGUAGACAGUCCAGUUUUCCCUUUAUAAGUCAGAUUCAGCACUUCCAAACUUCAGAGAGAUCACACACCUCCGUUGUGUUGCAGAAACGUGUCCUCCUGGCAGAUGAACUGCAUUGUUUCAGAAAAAAAUAUACUCUCACGGUCAAGGACAAAGCUUCAAAUUCAGCAUUAACUGCACCCUACUUGUGUGGAAAUCCACGUAAUUCUGAAAAGCUGCUCACUGCACAACUUAAAAAUAAUUUUUGCCCUGAGGCACCAGUCGAGACAUAGGGUCAGACACCCUAACAUCUGCUGUAGGAACAGCCAACAUGCAGACAUAAAACAGGUGCUGUGCAUGUCCCUGUCUCAUCACUGGUAUCAGCAACUGUGACAGUGAGGGCACAACCUUUCUCCCUUUGUGUCCUCAUAUCCCUCCCUCGAUCAGUUUUCAAUUCCGGCUCUUUUCCUGUCUUUCUCCCACCCUGCCUCCAUCUGUGAUUUUCACCCCCUGUCUGACUGGAAAAUCAUGGUGUGAUCAUGAUUUGUAUUGGAUGAUGUCACUGUGCAUGUUCUGUGUUAGAGACGCUUGUUAGUCAAGGCUGGACUGUGAAUACAGGGAAAGCAGAUCCCUACAUUUGAUUAAAUGCUUUUAAAAGUUUUAUUAAAUAUUUUGAGUUUACUUUCACCAAUGCCUAGAUUCUAAACAAUAAAGGUCAAAUAAAAACUAGACAACUGCCAAAUAAUAAAGGAAUGACAAAAAACAA